Messenger RNA from Podarcis muralis (Common wall lizard), 15218 nucleotides. RefSeq names its product HECT and RLD domain containing E3 ubiquitin protein ligase family member 1 (gene HERC1). Lineage: Eukaryota; Metazoa; Chordata; Lepidosauria; Squamata; Lacertidae. Gene Ontology annotation, molecular function: protein binding; ubiquitin-protein transferase activity. The record is from RefSeq and is a predicted model, not a curated record.
CUCCCCGCGUCAUGUUUCCUCCCCUUUGACAAGCUGCUGCCGGAGAAGCAGGAGAAGCGGGGAGGACGGGGCGCCGCCGCCGCUGCCGCCGCCGCCGCCGCUGCCUCACGGGACCUCCCGCCGCGGGCCCCGCCAGCCUUGCCCGGACCGCACCUUGGACUAAUGGCAGGUGAAUAAACCAACAUGGCAGCCAUGGUUCCACCAGUGAAGCUGAAAUGGCUUGAACAUCUAAAUAGCUCUUGGAUCACAGAAGAUAGUGAAUCUAUUGCUACAAGGGAAGGAGUCUCCAUCUUAUAUGCUAAAUUAGUCAGUAAUAAAGAAGUAGUACCAUUGCCUCAGCAGGUUCUCUGUCUCAAAGGACCUCAGCUACCAGAUUUUGAACGGGAGUCCUUAUCAAGCGAUGAACAGGACCACUAUUUGGAUGCCCUUCUUAGCAGCCAGCUGGCUCUGGCUAAGAUGGUGUGCUCAGACUCUCCAUUUGCUGGAGCACUUCGCAAACGUUUGCUUGUGUUACAACGCAUCUUUUAUGCACUUUCUAAUAAAUAUCAUGAUAAAGGCAAGGUGAAACAGCAGCAGCAUUCUCCAGAAAGCAGUUCUGGGUCAACAGACAUCCAUUCCGUUAGUGAGCGGCCAAGGUCAAGUACAGACGCGCUAAUAGAAAUGGGGGUCCGGACUGGACUGAGCCUGUUAUUUGCACUGUUACGGCAAAGCUGGAUGAUGCCUGCUUCAGGACCUGGUAUUAGCCUUUGCAAUGAUGUUAUCCACACUGCGAUAGAGGUUGUGAGCUCUUUGCCACCUUUAUCUCUAGCUAAUGAAAGUAAAAUCCCACCAAUGGGUCUGGACUGCCUGUCUCAGGUAACAACAUUUCUUAAAGGAGUAACGAUUCCCAACUCUGGAGCAGAUACUCUUGGACGGAGGUUAGCUUCUGAGUUGCUGCUUGGCUUGGCUGCUCAGCGUGGGUCACUUCGGUAUCUGCUGGAAUGGAUUGAAAUGGCACUAAGUGCAUCAGCCGUGGUCAACACAAUGGAGAAGAACAAAAUGCUGCAUACACAGGAGGGGAUGAUCAGUUUUGAUUGUUUCAUGAACAUAUUGAUGCAAAUGAGGCGGUCAUUGGGCUCAUCUGCUGAUCGAAGUCAAUGGAGGGAGCCAACAAGAACAUCUGAAGGUUUAUGCUCUCUUUACGAGGCAGCUUUGUGCCUCUUUGAGGAGGUUUGUCGCAUGGCUUCAGACUACUCUAGGACAUGCGCCAGUCCAGACAGCAUUCAGACGGGUGAUGCUCCUGUUGUUUCUGAGACCUGUGAAGUGUAUGUUUGGGGCAGUAACAGCAGCCACCAACUUGUGGAAGGAACACAAGAGAAAAUUCUUCAGCCCAAGUUGGCUCCAAGUUUUUCUGAUGCUCAGACAAUUGAAGCUGGCCAGUACUGUACAUUUGUAAUAUCUACAGAUGGCUCUGUUCGAGCUUGUGGCAAAGGCAGUUAUGGCAGGUUGGGACUGGGCGAUUCCAACAAUCAAUCUACACUGAAGAAGCUGACUUUUGAGCCUCACAGAUCUAUCAAAAAGGUGUCAUCAUCUAAAGGUUCUGAUGGCCACACAUUAGCAUUCACAACAGAAGGAGAAGUCUUCAGCUGGGGUGAUGGUGACUAUGGGAAAUUGGGCCAUGGAAAUAGCUCAACGCAGAAAUAUCCAAAACUUAUCCAGGGGCCUUUGCAAGGAAAGGUUGUGGUAUGUGUGUCAGCUGGAUACCGGCAUAGUGCUGCUGUCACAGAAGAUGGUGAAUUGUAUACGUGGGGCGAAGGAGACUUUGGUAGACUAGGUCAUGGAGACAGCAACAGCCGUAACAUUCCAACUUUAGUAAAAGAUAUUAGCAACGUCGGAGAGGUUUCUUGUGGCAGUUCGCACACCAUAGCUUUAUCCAAAGAUGGGCGAACGGUUUGGUCGUUUGGAGGAGGAGAUAAUGGCAAACUUGGUCAUGGUGACACCAACAGAGUGUACAAACCUAAAGUUAUAGAAGCCCUACAGGGAAUGUUCAUUCGGAAAGUUUGUGCAGGAAGUCAGUCUUCACUUGCUCUAACCUCAACGGGGCAGGUGUACGCUUGGGGCUGUGGUGCAUGUCUAGGAUGUGGGUCUUCAGAAGCUACAGCACUCAGGCCCAAGCUGAUUGAAGAGCUGGCUGCAACGCGGAUAGUGGAUAUUUCAAUUGGGGACAGCCACUGUUUGGCACUUUCUCAUGAUAAUGAAGUUUAUGCUUGGGGUAACAAUUCCAUGGGACAGUGUGGCCAAGGGAACUCCACAGGGCCCAUUACAAAACCAAAGAAAGUGAGUGGCUUAGAUGGAGUAGCAAUUCAGCAGAUUUCAGCUGGAACAUCCCAUAGUCUUGCCUGGACAGCUCUUCCCAGAGACAGACAAGUUGUUGCCUGGCACAGACCAUACUGUGUGGAUCUUGAAGAAAGUACCUUCUCCCACCUCCGUUCUUUCCUUGAGCAGUAUUGUGACAAAAUCAACAGUGAGAUUCCUCCUCUUCCUUUCCCAUCCUCAAGGGAGCAUCACAAUUUCCUGAAGUUGUGUCUGAAGCUGCUCUCUAACCACCUUGCUCUUGCAUUAGCUGGCGGAGUAGCUACAAGCAUACUUGGAAGGCAGGCUGGCCCGCUUCGGAAUUUAUUGUUUAGAUUGAUGGACUCUUCUGUUCCAGAUGAAAUACAGGAGGUUGUAAUUGAAACUCUGUCAGUUGGAGCCACAAUGCUACUGCCUCCAUUGAGAGAGAGGAUGGAAUUGCUGCAUUCCCUUCUACCCCAAGGUCCUGACAGAUGGGAGAGCCUGUCAAAGGGGCAGAGAAUGCAAUUGGAUAUUAUUCUGACGAGUUUGCAGGACCAUACUCAUGUAGCCUCCUUGCUUGGCUAUAGCUCACCAUCUGAUGCUCCAGAUGUUUCCUCACUCUGUAUUGCCUAUGGGACUAUUGCUGAUCCAACAUAUGAUGUCCAGAGUAAUCAUCCAGAUACUCAUCUGGCUGAAAUUUUAAUGAAGACCCUUCUGAGAAAUUUAGGAUUUUAUACAGAUCAAGCAUUUGGGGAGCUGGAAAAGAACAGUGACAAAUUUUUACUUGGAACAUCAUCAUCAGAAAACAGCCAGCCCGCUCAUCUACAUGAACUGUUGUGUUCCCUGCAGAAACAACUUCUGGCAUAUUGUCAUAUCAACAGUGUUAGUGAGAAUUCAAGUAGUGUGUCGCUCCUGCACAAGCACCUUCAACUUCUACUGCCUCAUGCUACAGAUAUCUAUUCCCGCUCUGCUACUUUGCUGAAGGAGAGUUCUUGGAAUGGUAGUGUUGGGGAAAAACUAAGAGAUGUAAUUUAUGUCUCUGCAGCCGGAAGCAUGCUUUGCCAAAUUGUCAAUUCCUUGCUCUUACUGCCUGUAUCAGUAGCCCGACCUUUAUUGAGCUAUCUGCUGGAUCUGUUGCCACCUCUGGAUCGCCUUAACAGACUGUUGCCAGCUGCUGUUCUCUUAGAAGAUCAGGAGUUACAGUGGCCUCUUCAUGGUGGACCUGAACUGGUUGAUCCAGCUGGGGUGCCCUUACCACAGCCUGCACAGUCAUGGGUGUGGCUAGUUGACCUUGAGAGAACUGUGGCUCUGCUUAUUGGACGCUGUCUUGGUGGAAUGCUUCAAGGAUCACCUGUGUCACCAGAAGAGCAAGAUACUGCUUAUUGGUUGAAAACACCACUGUUUAGUGAUGGAGUUGAAAUGGACAUUCCCCAGUUAGACAAGUCCAUGAGUUCCUUGUUAGAGGUAGCUCUUUCUGGAAAUGAAGAACAAAAGCCGUUUGAUUACAAGCUUUGCCCAGAAAUCUCUGUCUUUGUGGAUUUGGCUUUGGGGUGUGCAAAGGAGCCUGCUCGUAGCCUCUGGGUCAGCAUGCAGGACUAUGCAGUGAGUAAAGAUUGGGAUAGUGCCACCCUGAGUAGUGAGUCGCUUUUGGAUACUGUGUCUAGAUUUGUUCUUGCUGCCCUCCUGAAACAUACAAAUUUGCUUAGUCAAGCAAGUGGUGAGAGCAGGUAUCAGCCUGGCAAAGCCUUAGUAGAAGUAUACCGGUGUGUGUACAAAGUGCGGAGUCGUUUGCUUGCUUGCAAGAAUAUGGAACUUAUUCAGACUAGGUCGUCUUCAAGGGAUAGAUGGAUGUCAGAAAACCCAGACUCUUUGGACAUUGAUGCCCAAGAGCACCCCUUUACUCGGACCAUUGAUGAAGAAGCAGAGAUGGAAGAGCAGGCAGAAAGAGAAAGAGAAGAGGGGCACCCGGAACAAGAAGAGGAAGAGGAAGAAAGGGAGCAUGAAGUUAUGACAGCUGGCAAAAUCUUUCAAUGUUUCCUAUCAGCCCGUGAAGUAGCUCGCAGUCGAGACCGAGAGAGAAUAAAUGGUGGGGCAGGGGCUCGAAUGGAUGACCAGGCCCCUCAGUCCCAGCAAGAACGCAGAGUCAGCAGAGACCUUCCUGAAGGACAAGAUGUGUACACGGCUGCCUGCAACUCUGUGAUCCAUAGGUGUGCUUUGCUGAUUCUGGGAGUCAGCCCCGUUAUUGAGGAGCUGCAGAAACGAAGAGAGGAAGGGCAGUUGCAACAGCCAUCAACUGGUACUGCAGAAGGGAUUGGACUCAUGACCAGAAGUGAAAGCCUUACUGCAGAGAGCCGCUCUGUCCACUCUAGUUCAAGUUACAAACUGAUGAAAUCACGGAGUGAAUCUGAUUUAUCUCAGCCUGAAUCGGAUGAAGAAGGUUAUUCACUGAGUGGAAGACGAAAUGUGGAUUUGGACUUGGCAUCAUCCCAUAGAAAGAGAGGAGCAGUCCACAGCCCAAUUGAAGCACUAAGUGAUUCAUGGACUCGACUGAAGCACAGAGAUUGGCUGUAUAGCUCUAUGUGUUUGUUUGGGGAGUCCGAUUUUGAUUUUACAAAAUCUGUUGGAGUUCAUACUCUGAUUGAAAAUGUUAUUAGCUUUGUAAGCGGAGAUGUGGGAAGCUCUCCAGGCUUCAAGGAGCCUGAAGAAAGCAUGUCAACGAGCCCCCAGGCCUAUAUUAUCGCAAUGGAGCAGCAGCAACAGAGGGCAGAGCUGCGGCUGGAGGCACUUCAUCAGAUCCUGGUGUUGCUUUCUGGGAUGGAAGAAAAAGGCAGCACUCUGUCCAUAGGAAGCCGGCAAGGCCCAGGCUUUCAGUCCUCUUCACUUCUCACAUCAGUGAGGCUGCAGUUCCUGGCUGGGUGCUUUGGCUUGGGUACUGUAGGACAUGCAGGCUCCAAAGGAGAGAGUAUCCGUUUGCAUCAUUAUCAGGAUGGCAUCAGGGCAGCUAAGAGAAAUAUCCAGACUGAAAUCCAAGUGGCUGUGCACAAGAUCUAUCAGCAAUUGUCUGCAACUUUGGAAAGAGCCCUCCAAGCAAAUAAACAUCACAUAGAGGCACAGCAGCGUCUCCUGUUGGUAACUGUGUUCGCCCUGAGUGUUCACUACCAGCCAGUUGAUGUCUCCUUGGCCAUUUCCACCGGCUUGUUAAAUGUUCUGUCACAGUUAUGUGGAACAGACACCAUGCUUGGUCAGCCACUGCAGCUCUUGCCAAAAAGUGGCAUUUCCCAGCUCAGCACAGCUUUAAAAGUAGCCAGCACUAGAUUACUUCAGAUCCUAGCUAUUACCACAGGAACUUACGCAGAUAAACUGAGUCCCAAAGUGGUCCAGUCUUUGCUGGAUCUGCUGUGUAGUCAGCUGAAAAACCUGUUGUCCCAAGCCGGUGUAAUGCUUAUGGCAUCAUUUGAGGAAAAAGAAGAUGGUGAGGAGGAAGAAAAAAAGGCAGAGUCAAAUGGAGACAGUGAGAAGAAAGACUUCAGAGUGGCCCUUCGAAAACAGCACGCUGCAGAGUUGCAUCUAGGCGAUUUCUUAGUCUUUCUUAGAAGGGUGGUUUCUUCAAAAGCCAUUCAGUCCAAAAUGGCAUCCCCAAAGUGGACAGAGGUGCUCCUGAACAUAGCUUCUCAGAAAUGUUGUUCAGGUGUACCUUUGGUUGGCAACUUGAGGACCAGGCUGCUUGCGCUACAUGUUCUGGAAGCUGUGCUGCCUGCUUGUGAAUCGGGUGUGGAGGAUGACCAGAUGGCUCAGGUUAUUGAUCGGUUGUUCUCCCUUCUGUCUGAUUGUAUGUGGGAAAGUCCUGUUGCACAAGCCAAGCACAUAAUUCAGAUCAAGGAGAAAGAAAAAGAAAUGAAGCUGCAGAAACAGGGUGAAUCUGAAGAAGAAGAUGAAAAUCUCCCUAUACAGGAAGUAUCGUUUGACCCUGAGAAGGCUCAGUGCUGCUUAGUAGAGAAUGGUCAGAUCUUAACUCAUGGGAGCGGUGGAAAGGGAUAUGGAUUAGCAUCCACUGGAGUCACUUCUGGGUGUUACCAGUGGAAGUUCUAUAUUGUGAAGGAAAAUCGAGGCAAUGAAGGGACUUGCGUUGGAGUGUCUCGUUGGCCAGUUCACGAUUUUAACCACCGCACUACCUCAGACAUGUGGCUGUACCGAGCAUAUAGUGGCAAUCUCUACCAUAAUGGGGAGCAGACGCUGACACUGACCAGUUUUACCCAAGGGGACUUCAUAACAUGCGUGCUGGAUAUGGAAGCGAGAACUAUCUCCUUUGGAAAAAAUGGAGAAGAACCAAAACUGGCUUUUGAAGAUGUGGAUGCUGCAGAAUUAUACCCAUGUGUGAUGUUUUAUAGCAGUAAUCCUGGAGAAAAGGUAAAAAUCUGUGACAUGCAGAUGCGUGGCACCCCGAGGGAUUUGCUGCCAGGAGACCCCAUUUGCAGCCCUGUCGCUGCCGUGCUUGCAGAGGCCACAAUUCAGCUUAUUCGCAUCCUCCAUCGAACAGACCGGUGGACACAUUGCAUCAAUAAGAAAAUGAUGGAGCGGCUGCACAAGCUCAAAGCAUGCCUUAAAGAUGCAGGUCAGAAACUGAAGAAAAGCCGCUCUGUUCAAAGCCGAGAGGAGAAUGAGGCACGAGAGGAGAAGGAGAGCAAGGAGGAGGAGAAAGGCAGACAUGGCAGUCGGCAUGGGCUGGCAGAUCUCUCAGAGCUCCAGCUGAAGACUUUGUGCGUGGAGGUGUGGCCAGUCCUGGCAGUGAUUGGUGGAGUGGAUGCUGGACUUAGAGUUGGAGGCCGCUGUGUUCACAGGCAAACUGGGCGGCAUGCCACCUUGCUUGGAGUGGUCAAAGAAGGCAGUACGUCUGCCAAGGUGCAAUGGGACGAAGCUGAGAUUACAAUCAGCUUCCCAACUUUUUGGUCGCCUAGUGACACGCCAUUGUAUAAUCUGGAACCUUGCGAACCGCUGCCUUUUGAUGUUGCAAGAUUCCGUGGACUGACAGCCACUGUGUUGCUGGACCUCACCUUCCUGACUGGCAUCCAUGAAGACAUGGGGAAGCAAAGCGUCAAGCGACAUGAGAAGAAACACAAGCAUGAUGCAGAAGACAAAGGAGAUGUUGACCAGAGAACAGAAGGUGACUCUGGAUCAGAUGCUCGGUCGGUGCCAAGCACUGAGGAGAUCAAAGGCCAUGGAGCUACAAGUUCAAAAUCCGAAAAUGAAAUUGCUUCGUUUUCCUUGGAAUCUGUUUCCUUGGGUGUGGAGAGCCAGCAUCCAAAUGCUGAAGGCAAAAGGAAGACUCAUGAACAUGCCUCCAAGAAUCAUGAUGCUGUACAAUCAGAAAUCAGAGCAGUGCAGUUGUCUUAUCUUUACCUUGGUGCUAUGAAAUCGCUUAGCACUCUCCUUAGUUGUAGUAAAUAUGCUGAAUUGUUACUGAUACCAAAGGUCCUGGCAGAGAGUGGCCAUAAUUCUGAUUGUGCGAGUUCGCCCAUUGUUCACGAAGAUGUGGAAAUGCGUGCUGCCUUGCAGUUCUUGAUGCGCCAUAUGGUGAAACGGGCAGUCAUGCGCUCACCUAUCAAGAGGGCACUAGGACUGGCUGAUUUGGAACGGGCACAAGCAAUGAUCUACAAAUUAGUGGUUCACGGGCUGUUGGAGGACCAGUGUGGCAGCAAAAUUAAGCAAGAAGUGGACCAGCAAGCAGAAGAAAAUGACCAAGCUCAGCAGGCCCAGACACCUGUGACGACGAGUCCUUCAGCCUCUAGUACGACAUCUUUCAUGAGCAGCUCUCUAGAAGAUACAACAACUGCCACCACUCCGGUGACUGAUACCGAAACUGUGCCUGCCUCUGAGUCCCCUGGUGUUUUGCCUCUUAGCCUUCUUAGGCAAAUGUUCUCCAGUUACCCAACUACUACUGUACUCCCAACAAGACGUGCACAAACGCCUCCCAUAUCCUCUUUGCCAACAUCUCCUUCUGAUGAAGUAGGCAGGAGACAAUCACUGACCUCUCCUGAUUCUCAGUCUGCAAGACCUGCCAAUCGGACAGCUUUGUCGGACCCAAGCAGCCGCCUUUCAACUUCCCCUCCUCCACCAGCUAUUGCUGUGCCCUUGUUAGAAAUGGGCUUCUCCCUACGGCAGAUUGCGAAAGCAAUGGAAGCCACAGGUGCAAGAGGAGAAGCAGAUGCUCAAAACAUUACAGUCUUAGCAAUGUGGAUGAUAGAGCAUCCUGGGAAUGAGGAAGACGAAGACCCUCAGUCAGAAGAAACAGCCGAUUCCCUCCAUGGCACUGUAGUUUCUGGGGGCAGCGGGAAGUCAAGUGAUCAAUGUUACUUGCAGUCUCCCGGUGACAUCCCUUCAGCUGAUGCCACUGAAAUGGAGGAAGGUUUUAGCGAAAGCCAUGAUAGUAUGGAACACGUAGAAAAUGCAGCAUCUGGAAGUGGACCCACCUCAAGGGGUCGGUCAGCAGUGACCAGGAGGCACAAAUUUGACUUAGCUGCUCGGACGCUGCUAGCCCGUGCUGCGGGAUUGUACCGCUCUGUACAGGCGCACAGGAAUCAGAGCCGGAGAGAAGGGAUCUCCUUGCCACAAGACCCUGGAGCAUUGUAUGACUUCAACUUGGAUGAGGAGUUAGAAAUUGACUUGGAUGAUGAAGCCAUGGAAGCCAUGUUUGGGCAGGAUCUUGCCAGUGAUAAUGACAUUCUAGGAAUGUGGAUCCCGGAGGUAUUGGAUUGGCCUACCUGGCAUGUUUGCGAAUCUGAAGACAGAGAAGAAGUGGUAGUAUGUGAGUUGUGUGAAUCCAGCGUUGUCAGCUUCAAUCAACACAUGAAAAGAAACCACCCUGGCUGUGGGCGCAGCGCAAACCGGCAGGGCUACCGCAGCAAUGGCUCCUAUGUGGAUGGAUGGUUUGGUGGCGAAUGUGGAAGUGGGAAUCCCUAUUACCUCUUGUGUGGCAGCUGCCGAGAAAAAUACUUGACCUUGAAGAGCAAGUCUAAGACAUCUUCCUCGGAAAGAUAUAAAGGACAGGCACCCGACCUGAUAGGCAAGCAAGACAGUGUCUAUGAAGAAGACUGGGACAUGUUGGAUGUUGACGAGGAUGAAAAGCUGACGGGUGAAGAGGAAUUUGAACUGCUGGCUGGACCCCUUGGGUUGAAUGAUCGCCGUAUUGUACCUGAGCCUGUUCAGUUCCCGGAUAGCGAUCCACUGGGAGCCUCAGUUGCCAUGGUCACAGCCACCAAUAGUAUGGAGGAAACACUGAUGCAAAUAGGUUGCCAUGGCUCCAUAGAAAAAAGUUCUUCUGGCAGAAUUACCCUGGGAGAACAAGCUGCUGCUCUGGUAAAUCCACACGACCGUGUUAUGGCUUUAAGAAGGGUGACGGCGGCAGCUCAAGUCCUCUUGGCAAGAACAAUGGUCAUGAGAGCCCUCUCACUCCUUUCUGUCAGUGGGUCUAGUUGCAGUCUUGCAGCUGGGCUUGAGUCCUUGGGUUUAACCGAUAUCCGAACCUUGGUCCGACUGAUGUGCCUGGCUGCAGCGGGGAGAGCAGGCCUCUCCACAAGUCCCUGUACUGUAUCCGGUUCCUCCGAGAGAUCUCGAGGAGUGCAUAGCAAAAUGAGCAAGCCCAUUUCCUGCUUGGCCUAUCUGAGCACAGCUGUUGGUUGUUUAGCUUCAAAUACCCCAAGUGCUGCAAAACUGCUGGUUCAACUGUGUACCCAGAACUUGAUUUCUGCAGCAACUGGUGUCAAUUUGACUACAGUGGAUGAUCCAGUGCAACGAAAAUUCCUGCCAAGCUUUCUGCGAGGAAUAGCAGAAGAGAAUAAGCUUGUAACAUCCCCCAACUUUAUUGUGACUCAAGCGUUAGUAGCCUUGUUGGCAGACAAGGGGGCCAAACUGAGGCCAAAUUAUGAUAAAACAGAAGUUGAAAAGAAAGGCCCUCUGGAGCUGGCUAAUGCACUAGCAGCUUGCUGCCUUUCUUCAAGGUUGUCCUCGCAACAUAGGCAGUGGGCUGCUCAGCAGCUUGUCCGAACUCUUGCAGCUCAAGAUCGAGAUAAUCAAACCAGCCCACAGACCCUUGCAGAUAUGGGUGGGGAUCUGCGCAAAUGCUCCUUCAUCAAGUUGGAGGCUCACCAGAACAGGGUAAUGACAUGUGUGUGGUGCAACAAAAAAGGGCUAUUAGCAACAAGUGGCAAUGAUGGAACAAUUCGGGUGUGGAAUGUUACGAAGAAGCAGUACUCAUUGCAACAAACAUGUGUGUUCAACAAAUUGGAAGGGGACGAAGAGGAGAACUUGGGGUCACCUAGCGAUCCUAGCUUAUCACUUGCCUGUUGGAGUGUCAGUGGCAAGUACCUGGCUGGAGCCCUGGAGAAGAUGGUGAACAUAUGGCAAGUUAAUGGAGGAAAAGGACUCUUGGAUGUUCAGCCACAUUGGGUGUCUGCUCUAGCAUGGCCAGAAGAAGGACCAGCUGCAACAUGGACAGGAGAAGCUCCAGAAUCACUCCUUGUAGGUCGUAUGGAUGGAUCUCUUGGACUUAUUGAAGUUUUAGAUGUUUCUGCCAUGCACAGAGUUGAAUUGGAACACUGCUACAGAAAGGAUGUAUCUGUUACUUGCCUUGCAUGGUUUAGUGAAGACAAACCUUUUGCAAUAGGCUAUAUGGACGGAAAGUUGCUGAUAGGCACGAAAGAGCCACUCGAGAAAGGAGGAAUUGUUUUAGUGGAUGCACACAAGGACACCAUUGUCAGCAUGAAAUGGGAUCCAACUGGCAAGAUGCUCAUGACUUGUGCCAAGGAAGAGUCUGUCAAGCUCUGGGGAUACAUGGGGAGCUGCUGGCGACAGCUGUACUUGCUUCCUCACCAGGCUGUUGUGAAUACCAUAGCCUGGUGCAGCCUUCUAGGGAAAGGCCCCAAACCACAGCUCCUGCUGGCUACAGGAUGCCAGAAUGGUUUGCUUUGUGUUUGGACUGUUCCUCAAGAUGAGCUGGUCUUACUGCAAUCCAGUCUGCGUUGUUCAGAAGGAUGGUGGGAUGAGGAAGCCAAUGGCAAGGAUGCAUACAGGAAAGUAGCUGAAACGAAGUGCAUCUAUCAGCUGAAAGGGCAUAUCACGCCUGUUCGGACAGUGGCCUUCAGUUCUGAUGGACUAACCUUGGUAUCAGGUGGACUUGGUGGGCUUGUGAACAUUUGGUCUUUACGGGAUGGAUCUGUUUUACAGAGUGUUGUGAUAGGUUCUGGAGCCAUUCAGACAACCGUAUGGAUCCCUGAGGUUGGAGUAGCUGCUUGUUCUAGUAGAUCAAAGGAUGUGUUGGUGGUGAAUUGCACAUCAGAAUGGAUCUCUUCCAACCAUAUCCUUGCAACCUGUAGGACUGCUUUGAAACAACAGGGGAUUCUUGGGUUAAACAUGGCUCCCUGCAUGAGGGCUUUCCUAGAGCGUCUGCCCAUAAUGCUUCAGGAACAGUAUGCUUAUGAAAAGCCCCAUGUAGUUUGUGGAGACCAGCUUGUUCAUAGUCCAUACAUGCAAUGCUUAGCUUCGCUGGCCGUGGGGCUUCACCUGGAUCAGCUCCUGUGCAGCCCACCAGUUCCACCUCAUCACCAGACCUGCCUCCCCGAUCCUCUGACCUGGAACCCAACGGAGUGGGCCUGGUUGGAGUGCUUCUCGACGACAAUUAAAGCUGCUGAGGCUCUGGCCAAAGGAGCCACUUUUCCAGAGUCUUUUACAGUCCCUGAUCUGGAGCCUGUACCAGAGGAUGAACUAGUCCUUCUUAUGGAUAACUGCAAAUGGAUCAAUGGGAUGGAUGAGCAGAUUAUGUCCUGGGCAACAUCACGGCCUGAGGACUGGCACCUUGGUGGAAAAUGUGACGUGUACCUGUGGGGAGCUGGGAGGCAUGGGCAGCUAGCUGAGGCUGGACGCAAUGUCAUGGUGCCUGUGUCAGCACCAUCAUUCUCACAAGCUCAACAGGUCAUUUGUGGCCAGAACUGUACGUUUGUGAUUCAAGCUAAUGGAACAGUUUUGGCUUGUGGAGAAGGAAGUUAUGGUCGGCUGGGACAAGGGAACUCAGAUGAUCUUCACGUCCUCACUGUUAUUUCAGCAUUGCAAGGUUUUGUUGUGACCCAGCUGGUGACAUCUUGCGGAUCUGAUGGGCAUUCCAUGGCUUUGACAGAGAGUGGUGAAGUCUUCAGCUGGGGGGAUGGAGAUUAUGGCAAACUGGGCCACGGAAACAGUGACCGGCAGCGCCGACCCAGACAAAUAGAGGCUUUGCAAGGAGAAGAAGUGGUGCAGAUGUCCUGUGGCUUCAAGCAUUCAGCUGUGGUAACUGCAGAUGGCAAACUGUUUACCUUUGGAAAUGGGGAUUACGGCCGACUUGGAUUAGGAAACACAUCCAACAAGAAGCUUCCUGAAAGAGUGACAGCACUAGAAGGCUAUCAGAUAGGAGAGGUUGCCUGUGGACUAAACCACACCAUAGUAGUGUCCACAGAUGGCUCAAUGGUUUGGGCUUUUGGUGAUGGUGACUACGGGAAGCUGGGCUUGGGAAACUCAACUGCAAAAUCCUCACCACAGAAAGUAGAUAUUCUUUGUGGAAUUGGAAUAAAAAAGGUUGCCUGUGGGACCCAGUUUUCAGUUGCAUUGACGAAAGACGGGCAUGUCUAUACAUUUGGCCAAGACCGGCUGAUCGGCUUGCCAGAAGGGAGAGCCCGCAACCACAACCGUCCACAGCAAGUUCCAGCUUUGUCAGGAGUCUUCAUUGAAGAUGUCGCUGUUGGAGCAGAACACACUCUCGCUCUCUCUGCCUCUGGGGACGUCUAUGCCUGGGGAAGCAACUCGGAAGGGCAGCUUGGACUGGGCCAUACCAACCACAUCCGGGAGCCAACUCUGAUUACCUUCUUGCAAGGGAAGAGCAUCCGGCAGAUUUCAGCAGGGCGAUGCCACAGUGCCGCAUGGACAGCUCCACCUGUUCCACCACGAGCUCCAGGUGUCUCAGUGCCUUUGCAGCUUGGCUUGCCAGAUGCCAUCCCGCCUCAGUAUGGGGCGCUGAAGGAAGUGAGCAUCCACACCGUAAGGGCAAGACUGAGGCUGCUCUACCAUUUCUCAGACCUCAUGUACUCCUCAUGGAGGUUGCUGAAUCUCAGUCCCAAUAACCAGAACAGCACAUCCCAUUACAAUGCUGGGACAUGGGGGAUUGUUCAAGGGCAACUGAGGCCGUUACUUGCACCGAGAGUUUACACCCUCCCUAUGGUCCGCUCCAUUGGAAAAACCAUGGUUCAGGGGAAAAACUAUGGGCCACAGAUAACCGUCAAAAGGAUCUCGACAAGAGGUCGGAAAUGUAAGCCUAUUUUUGUUCAAAUCGCAAGGCAAGUUGUGAAGCUGAAUGCAUCGGACCUUCGCCUGCCCUCUCGUGCCUGGAAAGUGAAAUUAGUGGGGGAAGGUGCUGAUGAUGCAGGCGGUGUCUUCGAUGACACAAUUACUGAAAUGUGCCAGGAACUUGAAACUGGUGUGGUAGACCUCCUAAUUCCUUCCCCAAACGCAACAGCUGAAGUCGGCUACAACAGAGAUCGGUUCCUCUUCAACCCUUCUGCCUGCUCAGAUGAACAUCUGAUGCAGUUCAAGUUCCUGGGCAUUCUGAUGGGUGUGGCCAUUCGUACCAAGAAGCCUUUAGAUCUUCAUUUGGCUCCCAUGGUCUGGAAGCAAUUGUGCUGUAUCCCACUCACUCUGGAGGACUUGGAGGAGGUGGAUCUUCUCUAUGUGCAAACCCUCAACAGCAUUCUUCACAUUGAAGACAGUGGGAUUACGGAAGAGAAUUUCCAUGAGAUGAUUCCUUUAGAUUCAUUUGUUGGCCAGAGUGCAGAUGGAAAAAUGGUUCCCAUAAUCCCUGGUGGGAACAGUAUCCCACUUACUUUUUCAAACCGAAAGGAGUACGUGGAAAGGGCCAUCGAGUACAGACUCCAUGAAAUUGACCGUCAGGUGGCCGCAGUGCGAGAAGGGAUGUCGUGGAUUGUCCCGGUCCCCUUGCUUUCUCUUCUGACUGCUAAGCAGUUGGAGCAGAUGGUCUGCGGAAUGCCAGAAAUUUCUGUGGAAGUUCUGAAGAAGGUUGUACGGUACAGGGAGGUUGAUGAGCAGCACCAGCUGGUUCAGUGGUUCUGGCACACCCUGGAAGAGUUUUCAAAUGAGGAGCGUGUCCUUUUCAUGAGGUUUGUGUCAGGAAGAUCUCGCCUGCCAGCUAACACAGCGGAUAUCUCUCAGCGUUUCCAAAUAAUGAAGGUCGAUCGGCCUUACGACAGCUUGCCUACCUCACAGACUUGUUUCUUUCAACUGAGGCUCCCACCCUAUUCCAGUCAGCUAAUCAUGGCCGAGCGUUUGCGCUAUGCAAUCAACAAUUGCAGGUCUAUAGAUAUGGACAAUUACAUGCUGUCCCGAAACGUGGACAACGCGGAGGGCUCAGACACAGAUUAUUAACUCUGUGGACAAAAAUCAUCUGCCUUUUUCGCCCAUGUCAGAUUUCAAUGUGGACACCAUUUUAUGGUAACAAUAGAUGUUUUAGGAACAUAAACAGCUGCCACCUUUUUAGUUACUCUAAAUGUAACAAAACUUAGAUGUGUUUAUUUUUUGUGACUGUAAACAAAAAAAAAUGCAAAAAGUGAGAUCAGUAAGGGUUUUCUCCCCCCUCCCCCCAUAUUUUUGUUCACUUUUGAUAAGUUUGCAUGGAGCCUUUCUGGUGCAUUUUUGUUGGGAAUGGUACAUUUUGUAAACCCUCCCAGUGAACAUGAAGAGUUGUACAUUGUGUAUAAUUGUUCAUUAGAAAGGACAGUUUUACAUGAAUAUUCAUAUAUUUAUUUUUGUUUUAAUUUGAAAUGCCUGUCCAGGGUUCCUUAUGCAGAGAAAAUAAAGCAAAUUCAAGAACUGAA